CGUCGUCCAAGUCAAGUUCAUAAUCAAGCUUCAUUGUCUUAUUUAAAUUCAUUUCAACAGUGAUAAAUUGGACAGAUUUGUUACGUCACUUCACACAUUUUUGUCAUUACAAUUGAAAAUAUAUAAUUUUUAUAUAUUCAAAAUUUUGAUUCAUCAAAAAAAUCAACAAUGAAAUCGACGGGUUUGAUUUUGACCUUUUUCCUGGUCUUUUUUGUUUCAUUGAAUGUCAUUCAAGCGGAAAAACUAAUAUUUCGAGAAAUCCCUGGUCAAUUAAACAUGGUCACACGAGUACCACUAAAUUCAGGUUAUAAGAAUCUAUCGAGUAGAACGAUAGAUCCAGCAACAGCUGAUUCUGGAUUAAUUGAUAUUUUAUCAUCAUACAGACUACCUUCUUACUCAAAAUUUCAUGAUCACUGGCUACUGUUGGAUGGUAUACUUAAUCUUAUGGAAAGUACACCGUAUUUGACCAAAGAUGACAAAACAUAUAUUUUUCAAGUUAUAGAAACUACUUUAAGAAAGGAUAUGAUUGAAAAAAUACUGGAUACAAUAAAUGAUGUUGAGAAAUUGAAUAAAUUGAGUGUUGAAAAUAAAGAAAUUUUAUUUAACAAAACGAAAGAUGCUGUCACAACAAUUAUGUACACUUCAAAUGAUUUAAAUAAAAUGUACAAAGCUAUGCAUACAUGGGUUGCCAAUGUAAAUACAGAAGAAAACGUAAAAACAAUUGGACGAUAUUUGAUACCUGGGUUUGAUAAAGCAGAGCAAGAAAUGUUUUAUCCAGAAUCUGAAUGGAACGAUUUAUGCGUCACUGUGGAGACAAAAAUUAAAUCGAAUAUGUUCAAGAUGUAUAAUGAUGAAGUCAAUAAAUUGAUCAAAAAACGAAAGACAGGAUUGAAUGUCAUUCAAGCGGAUUUCCCGGGACCACUGGAACAUCCAGUAUGUCGAGGCAUUCCUGGUCAAUUAGACACUGCUGUACCACCAUAUUCAGGUUAUCAGAAUCUAUCGCGCAGAACGAUGAAGUCAGCAACAGCCGAUUCUGAAUUAAUUGAUAUGUUAUCAUCAUAUAGACUACCUGCUGAUGCACGUCUAUAUGGACAGUAUCUGCUAUUGGAUAAUAUAUUUGAUUUAAUGAAAAGUUCAGAUCAAUAG
Molecule: messenger RNA, 1146 nt
Organism: Aphidius gifuensis
Lineage: Eukaryota; Metazoa; Arthropoda; Insecta; Hymenoptera; Braconidae
Exons: 5
Coding region: 169-1146 (325 amino acids)
Source: RefSeq, a predicted model, not a curated record